AAUACCAGCUAAUCAAAGCAUCAUAGCAGGCUCUUGUCAAAAGCUUGACAGCUGAAAAUUGCAGUCACUUUUUAUUCGACGUCAGUGCAAAAGGCAGUGGAUAAGACGAAAUUCACAAGCCACUUUGAGAACUUCAGACUUACGUUGAGAACUAGCAAUGGACAUUGGUGAUGGCUCUUGGAUUAGCUGGUAUGUUGGCCAGCCGACGCACGAGUUUCUGUGCCGUGUGCCGCACGAUUAUGUGCGCGACAGAUUCAAUCUGACGGGUCUGGAUGAUCUGGUUCAGAAUUUCGAUGAUACGCUGGAGGCGCUACUGGAGCCGGAGUUCGAUGCGGCGUUCGUGCCCGAGGCAGUGGAGCAGUUGUAUGGCCUGAUACAUGCUCGCUAUAUAAUCACUUAUCAUGGCGUGCUCAACAUGAGCGUCAAGUAUCAACGCGGCGACUUUGGCAUGUGUCCACGCAUUCACUGCAACGGGCAGUUCGUGUUGCCCGUGGGACUCACGGAUCACAUGGGUGAGUCGCAUGUGAAGAUCUACUGCGCCCGCUGCCGCGACAUCUAUCAGCCGCAUACGCGUUGCGCUUUGCUGGACGGCGCCAUGUUCGGCUGCAGCUUUCCGCACAUGUUCUUCAUGCAGCUGCCACAGCUGCUGCCCCAGCCGCCAGUGGAGAGCUACAUACCAAGACUUUAUGGCUUCAAGCUGCAUAGCAAGGCGCUUAUGCCCAAGCAGGAAGAGAAGUCAACGCCUGAAGCUGCUGCCGCCGCCGCUGCUGCUGCUGCUGCCAGCAAGGAGCAUAAGGAAAAUAUUCCUCAUAAUUAUUAACUUGCUAUAUUUGUCAAUCAUAUAUAUAUUUAUAAUAAAUACAGCG
This is a messenger RNA of Drosophila busckii, 866 nucleotides long. It is a transcript of the gene Ssl, whose product is annotated as suppressor-of-stellate-like protein. The coding region runs from base 158 to 820 and encodes 220 amino acids. Gene Ontology annotation, cellular component: protein kinase CK2 complex; cytoplasm. The transcript has 2 exons. Gene Ontology annotation, molecular function: protein kinase regulator activity. NCBI's taxonomy places the organism in Eukaryota, Metazoa, Arthropoda, Insecta, Diptera, Drosophilidae. The record is from RefSeq and is a predicted model, not a curated record.